GCCCCGCCCCGGCUGAGGCGCCGCCGCCGCCCGGUGUCCGCGGGGCGGCAUGAGGAGAGCCGGGGGCGGCUGCCGGGGCCGCCAUGUCGCUGCUGUGCGUGCGAGUAAAAAAAGCUAAACUCCAUGGACCACCAGAUAAAUUCAAUACGUAUGUGACCCUGAAAGUGCAAAAUGUGAAGAGCACGACAGUGGCCGUGCGAGGUGACCAACCCUGCUGGGAACAGGAUUUUAUGUUUGAGAUCAGUCGGCUGGACCUGGGCCUAAUUGUGGAAGUAUGGAACAAAGGACUGAUAUGGGACACCCUGGUUGGGACUGUGUGGAUUGCUCUGAAGGCCAUUCACCAAUCUGAUGAGGAAGGUCCUGGGGAGUGGUCUACGCUGGAGGCAGAAGUUGUAAUGAAACAUGAUGAAAUCUGUGGAACCAAAAACCCAACUCCUCAUAAAAUUUUGCUGGACACAAGAUUUGAAUUACCAUUUGAUAUCCCCGAAGACGAGGCCAGAUACUGGACCAGAAAAUUAGAACAAGUAAAUUCACUGGGAGAUGAUGAGUAUUCCUUUCAGGAGGAAGUCCAGAAGAAACCAUUGCCCAGUGCUGCCUCCCAGUGUUGCAACUGGAGUUAUUUCGGAUGGGGAGAGCAGCUGACCUUUGAAGACGCUGACAGUGCCGUGGAUGACCGGGACAGCGACUACCGCAGUGAGACGAGCAACAGCAUCCCUCCUCCGUACCACACCACUGUGCAGCCCAACGCCUCCGUGCACCAGUUCACGGGCCCCGCUCGCCUGCAGAAGCAGGGGGUCUUGCGGGAUUCCUGUGCUGACUCCCUCCAGAACUAUGAUCUGGAUUAUCGGGAGCCCGUGGCCAUCAGACAAGGAUCUCUAACUAGAAAUGAAAGAGUCAGGAUCAUUCCAUUUGACACUGAAGAUGGAGAAGAACAGGAUAGUAACUAUGAAGAGCUAGGAAAACUGUUAAUAGAGGAGUUCUUAGAAAAAACUCAUAAAACUAGAAAUUGGCAUGAGAAAAACAUGAAAAAGAUGCAAACUCUCUCAAAAAGAGAAAAUUUCAAUCACUGUGAGAGAUCAAGGUGCUGUCAAGAUGUGUAUCUGGGGUCAAGGUCUGUAGAUGUCCCUAGAUAUCCUCAGGAAUAUGAUACAAUUGACAGAAGAAGGAAAAAGAAGCUGCGAUACAAUUUUGAAGAGAGAAAACGAAUAAGCCUACAAAGUAAUGGAGGUCUGCAGUUUCCUGGGGAGAAAACAGUUUAUUUCAAUGGUGUGGCAGCUGGUUCUGAACCCACUGAUGAUUUCCCAGUAUAUGAUAGAAUUGGAAAAUAUAUCAGUAACUCUGAAAGUAAGGAACGGUUGCCUGCUUAUCCAGACCCAGUCCUGCGUCCAUACAAAAAUGGGUUAAUGGUUAAAAGUGGCAAGUUGCCCAACAAGCAGGGGAUGAACCAUGAGGACUCACUUCACCUAAGUAACACUGAGGACAUGAAACACAUGGGGAUGGUAGAGAACACUUUUGUGCCUGUCGACGUCCUUGAGGAAUUUGACAGCAGUGCUUCUGAUGAGUUCCAGUACUCUCCUGUUUCAGAUGAUGAAAUGGAGGAACUGGAUACACUUUCAAAAAGAUGGUGUGAUUCUGACAUCAGCCAUUUGAGAAACAUAACUGCUAAUUUCCCUGCAAAUGCAGGUUCCCAGUUAAAGGCUAGCUCUGAUAAAAACCAUAAAACUAAAGAGAGCAAGCGUGGUCAUUCUGUGCAAGACUUAACACUGUCUCCUGUUGAAGAACCCAAUGAGGAGUACAUAGACACGAUGGAUGAACUUCAGUGUCUGGUAGAAUCAGUCUCUGAAUACUUGGCUGAAAAGGAGGAAGAAAUCAGCAAAUUUGGUACAUUGCCAGAAACAAAAAAAAAUAUUGAGAGUGUGCCACUGAAGCAGGAUAAUGCUGAUAAUUCAUCAGAAGCUAAAAAGUCUGAGCAGACCAAACAUCCUGCUGCAGAGGAGAGUACCAAAGGCAAAUCUGAAUCUCUUCCAGACUUGUCAGGUGUGAAAAAUACAGUGAAUUCCCUGUUCAGCUCUUUCACAGAGAAGGUGGGGUCGAGCACAAAGCAGCUCACAGCCUCUGUUGAAAAACUUGUUUCUUCCACUCCAGAAAAUACAGAAAACAAAAACUCAUCAGAAGGUGGAAUCUUGAAUGUAUUUACUAGUAAGUCUAAAACUGAGAGUUCUUCUUCUGGAGGGGCAGCAGAUAAUAAAUCUGAUGCCAAGUUCUCCAUUCAGUCUUUGCUACUAUCCCAGGUGAGCAGUGAUAAAAGAGCCCAGAACACAAACUCCAACAAGCCAGAAGCCGCUGAGACAGACAGUAAGGCUUCUGCACCACAUCCUCCCCAGCAAAUGCAAGGAAAUUCUGCCGACAGCCAGCAGAACCAGCAUUCAGUUGUGAAUUCAGUUCUAGGCAUGUUUAAUCCUUUAAAGAUCUUCUCUGAGAAGGAGGUGCCAAAACAAGAAGUCUCAAAAGAGGAGCGCACCAAGGACAGCCAUGCUGUCAAAGUUGAGGAGGCAAAAAGGAGCGAAACACCAUCUGGACAGAUGUCAGCCAGGACCAGCAGCACUGUUCCAGAGGCACAGAAAAGUGAGACUAGAAGUGAGGCAGAGGUAAAUGCAAGUAGCAGUUCUGUGUCUUCGAUCUUUGGCAGGCUGACAAACUCAGUCAGUUCCUUCAGUCUGAAAGCCAAUCUUGAUGGUCUCUUGGCUCCCAAGCAGCAGGAUGUGCCACAGAAGCAGCCAGAUUCGCAUCCUAUUACAAGUCAGCCAGGUGCCACUUUGGUAGAGGGUACGCCCACUGCCAGGGAGCAGUCUCCUGCAAAUCGCUCAGAGGAUCAGCAUCCUGCAGGCCAUGGACUGGCAAACAAGCAAAACAGAGGUAAUGUGGAACCUAAGGUACAGCCUCAAGAUCAGGGUACAGCAUCUGAAAGCUUUUUCAACCCACUCAAAAAGUCUUUCAGUCAAUUGUUGCUUCCUUCUGCUGAACAAGGGCAGAAAGAAAGUACCUCUGAACAUUUUAAAGGCCAUAAGUCUGUGGAGGAUGUAAGACAAAAUAGUUCAUCAAAGGAAGACCACACAUUUCCUUUCACUGGAAAACUUCCUUUUAUCAGUGGGCUGGGUUCUUCAGCAAAGCAGGAACAGAGGAAUGAGAAGGGAGGCUUUAUUUCAUCGUUAUUUAAAUUUUCUUCUGCAGAAAAUCUAGCACCUACACAGGACCAAAAAAGUCGUCAGGGUUCUAGUGGCAGUUCUUUGCAUGAAGGCAGAAACAGUAAUUCAGGAAGUGCUGUUUCACUAAAAUCGAGCUCAGUUCCAAGUUUAUCAGACAAUAAGGAGGAACUUUUACGAAGGAGAAACAUUAAUAAAGAAGACCUACCUACUGUCCAGGUAAACAGAGAAGAACACCAGGAGAGUGCCUCUGUUACCCUUAAGGCCAAAGAAGAGCAGCAGAAAGCUAAGAGUACUCAAGAAGAACCUAGAAAUGUAAAAGGAGGACUGAUGAAAGAAGGAGUAAAUGCAGCAGACUUAAGCAAAGGCUCAGUUGAAUCCACCUCUUCAGCCAAAGGACCAGAAGUUCCAAGUGGAGAUGAUACUCAGAAGAAGCACACACCAGGUUUUCUUUCUGGGUUUCUUCACAUUUCUUCCAAUGAAAACACAGCCAAUAAUCAAGACUUGACUGCUAAAAGCGAGGGUGAUAGCCAGAAAAGCACUUCUCCUGGAUUAUUUUCUGGCUUAUUUAGGUUUGCCUCAAGUGAAAACUUGUCUGAGUGUAAGCAAGAGAAGGCAAAACCAAAUUCUCUGGGCUUCAUGAAGCUUUUUGAUAGAGGUGAGGAUUCUAGCUCGGAGACAAAACCCAGUAAUUCUGGAAUGGCUUCUGACAGUCAAAGCAGCACUGGAGAAAAGCAGGAAUCUUCCAGCUUCUUAAAAAAUCUGCUGCCCAAACCAAAGGAGAAGCAGGAUAAUGUGAAAACAGGGGAAUCUUCCACUACCAACCACUCAUCCAGUGCAAGAGUAAAUGAAACAACUGAGCCCCAUGUUCCCCGUGGUGGGCAUCCUGUGCUCCCUGAGGCCCUAAAUCUGCAAGCCAAGGUACAGGACUUAUCUGGAAAGCCUGUAAAUAGUAGGCAUAUUCCUCAACAGGAUACAGAAUCUAGAGUUCUUCCUACUACUUUAAACAAAGGAUCAAAUGAAUCUCUCAAUUUGACUAAUAAAAGCUAUAACCCUAUGGAGCAGUACUCAGCUUAUCAAGAAACAAGGAGCCAUUCUAGCUUUGAAUGGGAAUAUGAAGUGGGGGGACUGGCUGACACUCAUGGAAUAGCAGUACCAGUUUACUACGUGUUAAACCAGAACUCUGUUCUGCCCCCUCAGUUGUUGGACUGGCCUGAAAAUGAUGUGGUAGUGAAUCUCUGUAAAAAGGAUGGGAAUGCAAAUGUGAUGGCUUGGCAGACUAAUGCCAAUUUUGAUGGACAGAGUUUAGAUUUAAGUGCGGUAUCAUAUGAGUCAUUUGACCAGUUAAUGUUUCAAGACAUUUAUUUGGAAGAAAACGAUGCAUGGACUGCUGAUUCUCUCAAUGAAAGUUACAGUAACUUUCCACCCUUUGAAAGAGACAGCAGUUACUCAUUCGAAGAGUUGCCCAUGGAUUUGAGCUACUCCUCUGGCUGUGAUGGAACGAUGUGGACUCUAAUUGACCAAGAGACUUUAAGUAUGGAUGAAGGGUUAAUGUACUCAUCCUAUAGCCAGGAGUAUCAGGAGUGGAUAAUGAUGCUUGAGCAGGGUGUGUGGUGGCCAUCAGAAGAUGGUGAUUGUGGAUACUACAUGUACAGUGACAGCCAGUAUGUGUAUUCCCUGCUCACUGAUCCCACUGGACAGUAUGUCUAUGUGUGUGCUCCUGAAACUGACUCCUACCUGAACUGCUGGGAUUAUAAUUUCCAGAUGGAUUCCAUUCCAAGAGCUGUACUAGAAGACAACACAAUUGCCGUUUGUGGUUUCAAAGUCCCUCUUGGCAGUGAAGAUGAGCUAUUUUGGUUUGCUGAAGAAGAAUGUCUAGAUGAUUAUACAACAAAUAAACCCUUGGAUUUGUCAGUAGCUUUGCAGAGGAGCGACCAGCUAAUGAACAUGAAUUUGGAAACUUUUUCACAAAUGUUUGAGGAGUCUAUUUAUUAUCAGAGAGAGCAGCCAUUAGACUUCUCAGGUUAUAAACUUCAAAAACUCAAAGUAGAUUUCAGACCUGAGAAGGAAACCCGGAAUCAUUUAGAGGAGCCUCCGUUAACCCUUGAUCUCAGAACACAUUCCAGAGUGGCUGUCAGUAAAUCGCUAAGUAAGGAAGUCCACACCAAGGAAGUUGAUAAGGCUGUCCCUGUGACGACUUCUGGGAGCGGGUCAUCAGGAUUCUUUGGAUUCCAGCUGUUCCAGUCUACUACUAAAGCUGAAGAAACUUCAGCAUCGACUGAAAGAGUAACAGAAGCAAAAAAGACUGAGGAAGAUAAGAAAACACCAGUGAAUAAAGUUAGCUCCUUAUUUUCUGCUUUGGGUGGACUAAUUGGAAAGUCUACAAGCCCUGGCUCUGAGACAUCUGAAGAUUCUACCUUGAAGAGAACAGACACACAGUCGAUAUCAUCUGAAAGUAAGAUUGGUGUUUUAUCACUUACACCAAAUAAAAAAUUAGAUGAAGAACAAGUAGGGCAGAAGUUUCCUGUUACAUCAGAAUCGAGAAGAAAUACUGCGUCAGAACUUAAUUUGGAGGCUGCUAGAAAUGAAAAGCCAGAAUUACACCAGACUGAAAACAUCCAUGUUAAAAAGCCGGGAUUAACAAGAUCUCCUUCUACACUGAGCCAAACUGCUGCGGAUGGCAGGCCCAUACGAGAAGAGAGACCUGUUAAAGCAGCACCAGCUUCCAGGCGUCUUGAAAGGCAUGCAACCAUUAAUGAACCAAGUCAGCCACACCCAAAUCAGAGCCAACCAGCCACUGAGCCUGAGGAGACAUUAUUUAAAAGUGCUCUGAAAUUGUUCAGUCUUGGAGAAGAUUCUCCUGCAAGCUCAACUUCCAGCAAACCCCAAUCUUCUGGAUUUUUUGAUUUCUUUAAAACACAAAUAAGCAAAGAACCGCAACCAUCAGCAGAACUGGAGAAAAGGCAAAGUAAUAAACCAGAAGAGGUGAACCAGCCAGAACAGAAGGAAACCUCUGGCAUCUCAUCUUUAUUUGGAUCCCUUGGAGAUAUCUUCAAAGUGGAGCCUAUGUCUUCUCAACCCCCCUCAAGUACUACGACUCUGCCAAAACCCAGUAGCAGAACUGUGGCUGAGCCAAGACAGAAACCUGAGAAGUCUGGGGGUCUUCAGAGUGCCAGUAUGCCAUGUCUGUCCUCCACCCCUAAGGAAGGGGUGAGAACUGAAGGCAUGGACAAGCAUGUCUCUCCUAGCCCCAGGAUGCAAGUGGAACAACAAAGCAAAAAAGCUGUGGAGGAGUCUCCUGAGAAUAAAAAAGUGCCUCCUGUAAACGUUUCACAGAAGCCAGUGGGUGCAGGUCCCAGAGUAAGCUGGCUGGGCCAGCCAGCUGGGCAGCAAAGCAGCACACCCACGGUUACACCAAAGCCACAAGGAGGUCGUGUAGGAGACACAGCUAAUCAGGCAAAACCAAAGCCAGACCAGACACCCAAAGAGUCGGGUUUCAGUUUGCCAUUCAGCUUCUCUGAUAUCACUGCUCCGAAAUCCCAGCCAGCCAGUAAGAGCAUAUUCUCCUUCUUCACUGGAUCAGAUGAACCAAAGCCUUCAGCACCUGCUGCUCCUCCUGCUAGUGGGAAACAACAGGAAACAGAGGGGCUGUUUCAUCUGCCCUCCUUCUUCUCCAGUGGUCCAGCUCCUGACAAGAGUGUACCUCAAAGAAGUACUAGUUUUAGCUUCUUCAGUUUGUCAUCAUUUUUGGAUGAAAAGCCACAAACUGCUCCAGGACAGGAAAAAACAGCUAAACCAGUGAAUGCUAAGCCACAUAUGAAACAAAGUGUUUCCACCAACUCUGGUGUCAAAACCAGCAGUUCUACCAGGCAACAAGAUGUAGACAAUAGAAAAGAAGUUGAUGACAUUAUUGCAGCAGUGACUGGCAAACAAACGUCUAAUGACCUCGUGAUCCCAGAAAAUAAAUCAGAAAAGCUGGCAGUGGAAAAUGCAGAAAGUAUUGCUGCAGUAGCUGAAGAGAGUGGUUUAGAAAAGCUUCCACAGACCGCUGGAGAGAGUGGCUUAGGAGAGCUUCCACAGGCCAGUGAACAGAGUGACUUAGGAAAGCUUCCACAGACCGAGGACAAUGCAGUAACCAGUUUGUCUGCUCCUGGUCCUUGCCUUCAGACUUCCACUGUGCAGGAGGGUUCUCAGGAUGAGCAGAGUAUUUCCCUAGGGGUAGAAGAUGCUUUGGGUAACACAGAGAAAAUGGACAGUGUUGCAUUUCCUACUGAUGAAGAGCUUUAUUCUUCCAAAGAGCAAACUUCUGAAAAGGUUGAUCAUAGUGUGGCCUCAGGUGAUAAGAUGGAUUCCCAGCGUCUAUGUGACUUAAAGAGUAUGAGUGACAUGAAAAAUGAAGUGGUCUCUGAAGAAGUACGUGUACGGAAUGAGCUGCCAGAACAAAAAGUACCUGUACAAACGGACAGAUUACAAGGGAUGCAACAGCCACAUGUUCCUCCUAAAAUGCCAGAGGCACCUAAUUUGCAAAGCCAACCAAAGGAACCUGAGAGUGAUAAAUCAGUUCUGGAUUCUUCAGUUGAAAUGUUUUCAAGUUUCAUGACAAAAAUGAAACCACCUAAAACAUUUUCUGGUUUCUUUUCUCAACCUCAAGCUGCUGCACCUCCUUCUGCGCAGAAGAGGAGCUCCUCUUUCUUUGGUUUCUCAUCCCUCCCAAGUGGCCCAGCACCAUCUUUCACAAAUGAUAUAUUUGGCAUCUUCAAAGGUCCAAAAGAAUCUCCAAAAGAGAUGCCUCCAAAAUUCACCCCUAAACCUCAAAGCACUAGUGUAAAGGAUGUCACUGGGUCUGUUCCAGCAAAAGACUCUAGGGAGAGUGAAAAUACAGCUGCAGCCAGAGAGUCUAAAAGAGAUGUCUCUAGCUCUGUGAAGAAGGAUGUAGUACCUGUUUCAACAGAAGAGAACUCCACAAAAGAGUCUUCUAUGAAAACAGAAACUGAGGAGAAGAAGAGCUUGGAAACCUCUAAAGAGGAACCUUUGAGGGCUGCUCCAGAAAUGGGAGUGUCUAGUGGGAAUGCAGCCCUCGAGGUUCUGCAGCAGGAUAGUGAAGCACAGCCCUCUGAGGUGGUAGAUACUCAGCCAUGCCAGUCUGAUCUCAGUGGUGCAAUUGAUGCAGUGCAGGCUGAGGCCACUGACCAGGCUGAUGUAGGUACUUACCAACCAGAUGUGGGGUCUUCAGGUGUAGCAGAGGAACAAGCUGCUCCUGCAGACAAGGAAGCCACUGACAUCCUUCACACUGGCUCUACUGAUGAGCUUGUGCUGGAAGUGGAAGUCCAAACUAACAAGGCAGACACAAGCCUUUUGCAGUUAGAUGAGAGUGCUACAUUUGAGUCAGAGCCUGCUGUUACAGGGGAUCAGGCCGAUGUUGGUAUUGAUCAGCAGGACUUGAUCAGUAGUAAUAACAAAGAACUCACAGCUCUAGCUGAUGAGCCCAGUGUUCAUCUGCCUCAGCUGAAUGAAGAGAAGACAAGUGAGGUAAAACAGCAAACUGCUGAACAGGAGAAACAUUUAACAAUUGAUGAGGUGCCUGCAGAAGGGAUAGCUUCCAAAUCUGACUUGGAGAAACAUUUAACAGUUGAUGAGCCGCCUGCAGAAGGGAUUGCUUCCAAAUCUGACUUGAAGAAACAGGGUAAAACUAAUAAUGUUGCUCCAGAUACAAGCAGUAGUAAACCUGUCUUUGAAAUACCGAACAUACCCAGUUUGCCAAAAUUUGGCUUUAUGUCAUCUGAUAGUGGAAAACCUUUUGGGUCAUUCUUCUCUCAGCAGCCACCUUCUGCUAAUAAAACAGGAACAGAUGAGGGCCUUGUGUCCAGUUUUAAGAAACUCUCUAUGUCUCUCUUUGAAGGAGGUGGUGAAGAAAAGGUGAAUAAGCCAGAGAGUGCCCAAGGAGCAGUAUUUGGGAAAAAGCUGGAUUUCUCCUUUCCCUGGCAAAAAGACAUCAAGGAGACCUCUGCCAAAAAGGAACCACAUGUACUACCACAGGCUUUGUCAAAACCAGAUGACAAGGUGUUAGGAACAGUCAGUUCAGAAGAAAGCUCAAAAUCUGCAGUCUCGGAUCAAGUGACUGAUGCAAAUGUAGAAGUAAAGUUGUCUUCAAAGCAGGCUGACGCUGUAGACAAUGAAUGUUCUGAAGAGCCAUCUGGUGCAAGCACUGUUGAUGAUACAUCCAACAAAGAACUGGGAGAAAACCUUGACAAAGAGUCAGAAGAUCGGCAGAACGUGAUUUCAGGUGAACUGCAGAAAGAGGAUCAGGCAGAGGAGCAUGUGCUGGACAAGCCUGAAGAGAAAGAAACCGGGCUUGAUUCUGCUUCUGAUGGAGCAGUACUGCAUCCUGACACACUGGCUCCAGAUCUGCAUAGUGUGGAACAACUGAAUGAGAAAAGUCCUGCUGGCAGUAGUAGAUACGGCUCCUCUUGCAAUGUCAGCCAGGAAAGCUCUCACCUGAGUGAGCUGGAACAUUCCCAUGAAAGUGCCCAUGGCUCUGAGCAGGAAGAUGAUCACCAGGAAAGGCAGUCAAAUCAUUCUUACCACAGCUCGGGCAGCUACCAAAAAGAUGGUCAGGCAUGCCUCAAGGAGCAAGAGGAGCCUCAUGGCAAAGGAGAGAAGGAGAAGGUCUGCAAGACUGAGGAAAAACCUGCAGACCAUUCUGCAGCUAAGUUACCUCUGGAACUUGAGAAGCCCAGGGACGCUGAUGCAGGAGUCCAAAUGAGCUACCAGGGUGACAUCGAGCCACCACCGUUUCCUCCAGCAAGAGCCCACUGGAUUAGAGCCAUUAGCAAAGUCCGACUGCAGCUUCAACAGGGCCAAGAUGAGGCUGAUCCAUCGAAACCACCCUGGCUCAAAGGAGGGCCUGCCGGUGGCCUCUAUGGCAUCGAUAGCAUGCCUGAUCUACGCAAAAAAAAGCCAAUUCCACUUGUCAGUGAUCUGGCCAUGUCACUGGUUCAGUCCCGAAAAGCCGGAAUUACCUCAGCAAUGGCCACUAGAACAUCUCUCAAAGAUGAAGAGCUGAAAUCUCAUGUCUAUAAGAAGACCUUGCAAGCCUUAAUUUACCCCAUCUCUUGUACAACCCCACACAACUUUGAAGUGUGGACAGCCACAACUCCUACCUACUGCUACGAAUGUGAGGGGCUGCUGUGGGGCAUCGCACGGCAGGGAAUGCGCUGCGGGGAGUGCGGGGUCAAGUGCCACGAGAAGUGCCAAGACUUGCUCAACGCUGACUGCCUGCAGAGAGCAGCGGAGAAGAGCUCAAAGCAUGGAGCUGAAGACCGGACCCAGAAUUUCAUCAUGGCCAUGAAGGAUCGCAUGAAAAUCCGGGAGCGGAACAAGCCUGAGAUCUUUGACUUGAUCAGAGAUGUGUUUUGUGAGAGCAAAAUGACACACGCUCAGCAAAUGAAGACAGUGAAACAGAGCGUGCUUGAUGGUACCUCAAAAUGGUCAGCAAAGAUCACAAUCACAGUGGUGUGUGCUCAGGGUCUGCAGGCCAAAGACAAGACUGGGUCCAGUGAUCCAUACGUGACUGUUCAAGUGGGUAAAACAAAGAAGAGGACAAAAACGAUCUUUGGGAAUCUGAACCCUGUAUGGGAAGAGAAGUUUUACUUUGAGUGCCAUAAUUCCUCUGACCGGAUCAAGGUGCGAGUGUGGGAUGAAGAUGAUGACAUCAAGUCUCGUGUCAAGCAGAGGCUGAAACGCGAGUCAGAUGAUUUCCUGGGGCAGACAAUUAUUGAAGUUCGCACUCUGAGUGGAGAAAUGGAUGUGUGGUACAACCUUGAGAAGCGAACAGAUAAGUCUGCAGUGUCUGGGGCUAUCCGCCUGCAAAUCAGUGUGGAGAUCAAAGGCGAGGAGAAGGUGGCUCCAUAUCAUAUUCAGUACACUUGCCUUCAUGAGAACCUCUUUCACCAUCUCACAGAUGUGCAAGGGAAUGGGGUGGUGAAGAUCCCUGAUGCCAAAGGAGAUGAUGCAUGGAAGGUGUAUUUUGAUGAGACAGCCCAAGAGAUCGUGGAUGAAUUUGCAAUGCGUUAUGGCAUUGAGUCAAUAUACCAGGCCAUGACGCAUUUUGCGUGUCUCUCCUCUAAAUACAUGUGUCCAGGCGUGCCAGCUGUGAUGAGCACCUUACUUGCCAAUAUCAAUGCUUAUUAUGCACACACCACUGCCUCCACAAAUGUGUCUGCUUCGGACCGCUUUGCAGCCUCCAAUUUUGGGAAAGAACGAUUUGUGAAGCUUCUGGACCAGCUUCAUAAUUCACUUCGGAUUGAUCUCUCAAUGUACAGGAAUAACUUCCCAGCCAGCAGCCGUGAACGGCUGCAGGACCUGAAGUCUACAGUGGAUUUGCUCACCAGCAUCACUUUUUUCAGGAUGAAGGUCCAAGAGCUGCAGAGUCCACCCCGAGCCAGCCAGGUAGUGAAGGACUGUGUAAAGGCUUGCCUCAACUCCACCUACGAGUACAUUUUCAACAACUGUCAUGAGCUGUAUAGUCGGGAGUACCAGACAGAUCCUAACAAAACUCAGGACCUUCCUCCCGAGGAACAGGGCCCCAGCAUAAGGAACCUUGAUUUCUGGCCCAAGCUCAUCACUUUGAUAGUUUCCAUCAUAGAAGAGGAUAAGAACUCUUAUACCCCAGUCCUGAAUCAGUUUCCUCAGGAGCUUGCAGUUGGGAAGAUCAGUGCAGAGGUCAUGUGGAGUCUUUUUGCCCAGGAUAUGAAAUAUGCCAUGGAAGUUCUGGAUAACAUGAGCUCAUUCACCUCACCAAGUGCCCCUCCUUUCUUUCGAAUACGUAAAGUUCUCUUUUAUGGUGAGCAUGAGAAACACAGACUGUGUAAAAGUGCAGACUAUAUGAAUUUACACUUCAAAGUGAAGUGGCUGUACAAUGAAUACGUUUGUGAUCUGCCUGCCUUCAAGGGAAAAGUGCCUGAAUAUCCAGCGUGGUUUGAGCAGUUUGUGAUGCAGUGGCUGGAUGAAAAUGAAGAUGUUUCCUUAGAUUUCCUGCAUGGUGCUCUGGAGAGAGAUAAGAAAGAUGGGUUCCAGCAAACAUCGGAGCACGCUCUGUUCUCUUGCUCAGUGGUGGAUGUGUUCACCCAGCUCAACCAGAGCUUUGAGAUCAUUAAGAAGCUGGAGUGCCCAGACCCUGUCAUUGUUGCUCACUACAAUAGGAGGUUUGCUAAGACUAUUGGUAAAGUGCUGAUGCAGUAUGCUGACAUACUCUCCAAGAGCUUUGAGUCCUACUGUUCCAAGGAGAAACUGCCCUGCAUCCUGAUGAACAACAUCCAACAACUGCGGGUGCAGCUGGAGAAGAUGUUUGAAGCUAUGGGUGGUAAAGAGUUGGAUGCAGAAGCAAGUGACCAUCUCAAAGAGCUCCAGGUGAAGCUGAACAAUGUUUUGGAUGAGCUCAGUGCAGUGUUUGGUAACAGCUUUCAGACUCGGAUUGAUGAGUGUGUCAAGCAAAUGUCUGAUAUCCUCUGUCAAGUGAAAGGGACAGCAAAUUCUGCUGCUAAUGCCAGAAACACAGUUGCACAAGAUGCAGAUAAUGUCCUGAGACCACUGAUGGACUUCCUGGAUGGAAACCUGACAUUGUUUGCGACUGUGUGUGAAAAGACAGUGUUGAAACGGGUGCUGAAAGAGCUCUGGAGGGUGGUAAUGAACACCAUGGAGAAGCUGAUUGUGCUGCCUCCUCUUACAGACCAUACGGGCACACAGUUGAUUUUCAGUGCUGCUAAGGAACUGGGACACUUGUCAAAGUUGAAGGAUCAUAUGGUGAGAGAAGAAACCAGGAGCCUCACUCCAAAGCAGUGUGCUGUCCUGGACCUGGCACUGGAUACAAUCAAACAAUAUUUCCAUGCUGGUGGCAACGGUCUGAAGAAAACCUUCUUGGAGAAGAGCCCAGACCUGCAGUCACUUCGAUAUGCUCUCUCCCUCUACACUCAGACCACGGACACUCUCAUCAAAACGUUUGUCCAAUCUCAGACAGCUCAGGUGCAUGAUGGGAAAGGUAUAAGGUUUACCACUAAUGAGGACGUUCUUCCUGAUAAGGGCUCUGGUGUUGAUGAUCCCGUGGGAGAAGUGUCCAUCCAGAUUGACCUGUACACCCACCCAGGAACUGGGGAGCACAAGGUCACGGUGAAAGUUGUGGCAGCCAACGACCUGAAGUGGCAGACAUCUGGCAUGUUCCGUCCAUUUGUUGAAAUCACCAUGAUUGGGCCCCACCAGAGUGACAAGAAGAGGAAGUUCACAACCAAGUCGAAGAGCAACAACUGGGCUCCAAAAUACAACGAAACCUUUCAUUUCAUCCUGGGGAAUGAAGAUGGCCCCGAUGCCUACGAGCUCCAAGUCUGUGUGAAGGAUUACUGCUUUGCCCGGGAGGACCGGGUUCUGGGGAUAGCAGUGAUGCAGCUCAGAGAUAUAGCAGACAAAGGAAGCUGUGCUUGCUGGUGCCCCCUCGGGCGCAGGAUUCACAUGGAUGAGACUGGACUCACAAUCCUGAGGAUUCUCUCUCAGAGAACCAAUGAUGAAGUUGCCAAGGAAUUUGUGAAGCUGAAAUCUGAGUCCCGCUCCACAGAGGAAGGCACCUGAGCUGAGCUGUGUAAUGUUCCCUUUCCUCUUCUGCCUUGUGCCAAUAUGUGCAAGUGUUCAACAAUUCUCUUUUAUUAAUUGCAAAAGGUUUUUUUCAUGUUGUCUUUGUCAGCUCCGAUAGCGCACGUGUGCUGUAUAGGAAACAAAUCCAUCAAUCUGAUGUGAAUUAUUUAUUUUUUAGUAGCUGGGUAAGACACCGUAGAGAAUGAGACAAUCUCUUCUUAUUUAACAUGUAAAUUCUGCUUUGUGUAUAUAAAUUAUUUUAUAUUGGAGGCUGGAGUUGCUGGGUUUUGUUGAUAUGCAGCACUGUGAUUUUAUCCUCUGAAUUUGGCAGGCAUUAAAAAGGUUCUGCAUAAUCACACUACGAUGCAAACACACAACUGUGUGGAAAUUGGGAGGAGAUGAUUUGGAGGGGUUGACAAAGCACAGUUAUCUCUCAUUGAAUUCACGUACUGUGGAGCUGCCUGGGGAUCUUCUGACACAGAUUAUGCCAACGUGAUAUACAGACACCUCAACAUCUGCUUAAAAAAGAGGUUGCAGAUGGCUCUGAAGAUGCACACCGAAUGAAUGUAUGUCCACGGAUGUGCUGCUGUGAGCGCGGGCAAGACCAGGGCCACGAGCCCGGGGUGGGGCCUGAGAUGUCGUAGCCAAAAGCUGCAUAAGGCAGCACACCAGGAGCAGGCUGCAGCUGCCCUGCCACUGUAAUUAGCUGGUGUGUCUCGGAGAGUACAAAUCCCCACGUGCUGCUGGGAGUCCCUGAUGGCCGUGGGGGUGCUGUAAGCUGCUCAGCUCCGUAAGGCACGCUCGGGCUGCCGUGACCGACACGGUCGGGAAGGGAUCAGCGUUAGAAUCGUAGAGUUAGAGCCAUGGCGAAUCACAUGGCUGCUAUGUGCUUUUUCCACUUCAAUAUUCUUUUGUUAGUGUUUGACAGAAGAUUGGAUAAUUUAAUAUCGCAGGCUUUCUGUAGCAUUUUAUUACCCUGGAGUAGCUAAGACCAUUCCUCACUAUGAACCCAGAAAUGACGGCUUGCUUGGAAGAGAGGAGCACACCUCCCCUCUGCAAGCCCUCAGUCUGGAGUGCUGGUCAAGGGGCAGCACGUCCAUUCGCUUCUGAUCUUGGAGAUGCUGUUGGCCGUGCUGUGAUUGACCCAUGCUGAUUGUCAUUAAUCUUAUAAUACCAUUGACAAUACCAUUGAAAUAUUUUUGCACUGUCUUAAAGAAGCGUCCUGCUUUUGUUUUCUUAAAAAACAAAACACUGUCCUGAGCAAAGUAAUUGCAGGGAGGUCAGAAUUUCUGACUGAAAAUUCGCAAGAAGGAAGGUCUGGAGUGGUGAUUGCACCUGAGGCAUGUUUGUUGGAGGGUUUUUAUUGGGGAUAUUUUUGCUUUUCCAGCUGCCCUUGUGCUCUGGAAAGUGCAGCUGGAACAAGCCAGUCCUUGCCCAUAAAGUACUGUAAUACUGUCAAUAAAUUCAAGGACUGCAUAUUGAAUGACUUUUUUUUUUUUUUUUCUUUCUAUUUUCUCUGACACUUGUGCAGCUGUAUGAUGUGACUCCUGUAUUUCAUGGGCCUGCUUGUAGAGUUCUGAGACAGCACAUCUGCUUUGUUCUUGUCCAUGAUGUAAUAAUGCUCUUCAAAACUCCAUGCUAUUUGUCAUGAUUUUGAAUCAUUGUACGUGCCAUUGUUACGAGAACUGUUAGUAUGGUCUUUAAUAAACUCUUUUAGCAGCA
Messenger RNA from Corvus hawaiiensis (hawaiian crow), 15545 nucleotides. It is a transcript of the gene UNC13B, whose product is annotated as unc-13 homolog B. The transcript is spliced from 45 exons. Gene Ontology annotation, molecular function: phospholipid binding; syntaxin-1 binding; diacylglycerol binding. NCBI's taxonomy places the organism in Eukaryota, Metazoa, Chordata, Aves, Passeriformes, Corvidae. The record is from RefSeq and is a predicted model, not a curated record. Bases 84 to 13820 code for a protein of 4578 amino acids. Gene Ontology annotation, cellular component: presynaptic membrane; plasma membrane; terminal bouton. Gene Ontology annotation, biological process: neuromuscular junction development; synaptic vesicle maturation; synaptic vesicle priming.